UUAAAACACGUGAGAUAAAGCCUCACAAGAUGUGUUUAUACCUUGUUUAUGAAUUUCUACAUGAUUAAUGGCAAUGAUAAUGAUUAAAUGGCAUAAAUUAAUUAAAAAGAUAGAUUCGAAUGGCGCAAGUUGAUUUGAAUAGUUGAAGAGGGAAAAAUAUCAUAGUUAUUUUAUCAAUUUUUGAAAUAAUGGACCAUUCGUUACCGGCUGAUAUUCUCGAUGACUUAAGCAGUCGAUUUAUUAUAAAUGUACCCGAAGAAGAAAGAAAAGAUUUAAUACGAAUAUGUUUUCAAAUCGAACUUGCACACUGGUUUUAUUUAGAUUUUUACUGUACAGUUGAAAAUCCAAAAUUGAAACCGUGCAGUAUGAGAGAAUUUGCAACGCAAAUCUUUUAUCAUAUACCAUUUCUAACACCUCAUGUAAUUAACAUAGAUCAUAUUCUUGAACAGUGGCGGGACUAUAAGCAAAAUGUUCCAACCUAUGGAGCAAUUGUAUUAAAUGAAGAUUUAACUAAAGUGUUACUUGUUCAAAGUUAUUGUGCAAGUAGUUGGAGUUUUCCUAAAGGCAAAGUUAAUAAAGAUGAAAAUCCAGUCCGUUGUGCUGUUCGAGAAGUUUUAGAAGAAACUGGUUUUGAUAUUUCAAAUCUGAUAGAUGAAAAUGAAUAUAUUGAAUCUGUAAUAAAUGAGCAAUUAAUAAGAUUAUACAUAAUAUGCGGUGUACAAAAAGAUACAAAGUUUCAGCCAAGAACAAGGAAAGAAAUAAAAAAUGUAGGAUGGUUCUCCUUAGCCAAUUUACCAAACAAUAAGAAAGAUAUGAUAAAAGGAAAAACUGGACUUGGUUCAAAUACAUUUUUCAGGGUUAUUCCUUUUGCAAGGAGAAUGAGACGUUGGAUACAAGAAAAAUAUUUGCGCGAAAAAAAUACAAAUUCAAUACGAAGACAUAGACACAGAUCUCUAGGUGAUGUUGAAACUGUUUCAAAGAACAAACGGCAGCUGUUUCCACCCUCUGUUCAAAGCGAUAUCCUCAGUUUUAAAGAUGUUCGAAAUUUUCGGCAAUCGAAUACUUCACCGACGAGGAACCAACGUGACAUACAUGAUAGUAAAAUUGUACCCAAAGUGAUUAAACAUAACUUAUUUGGAGAUCAAAAUGAAGAUGUAACAUUAGAUAUACUUGCUAAACAAUUAACGGACAGUUUGCAGGGUCAACAACAAUCAUGUUCGUUUUUAAUGGAUCCAGCUAUUCAAUGUGUAAAGUGCAAUGAAUUUAGCUACAAGGCUCAAGUUUUCGCUAUAGGAAUGAAAGAUGAAGCAUCUCAAGAAUUUCCGAAUACAGAAUUUCCAGAUGGGAAUAUAAAAUCCUUGUUAUUUGGAAAAGCAGCAAAUAAGCUGCAAAUAGAUUUAAAAACUAUAUCUUCUCCACUUACGGUGAUGACUCGUAAUGCAUUGGAUUUCUCUCCAAUAGGUAAUGUCGAAGGUCAAAAGUGUACUAUGGAAUUUUAUUCAAUGGUAUGGGCAAAUUUUAAAUUCGACGAACAAGCAAUACUUGAUUGCUUAUAAAGUUAUUUGAAAAUAAUUUUAGAAGAUAUAGAGUCAUAUUCUUACAAUAUUUAUACAAGCUUAAAUGAGUGUUUGUGUACAGAUAGUUACAAUUAAACGUGACUUUAAAUAUUUGUAUUCUUAACAAAUGUGAUC
Messenger RNA from Eufriesea mexicana, 1691 nucleotides. It is a transcript of the gene DCP2, whose product is annotated as decapping mRNA 2. Lineage: Eukaryota; Metazoa; Arthropoda; Insecta; Hymenoptera; Apidae. The record is from RefSeq and is a predicted model, not a curated record. Gene Ontology annotation, molecular function: RNA binding; manganese ion binding; 5'-(N(7)-methylguanosine 5'-triphospho)-[mRNA] hydrolase activity. Gene Ontology annotation, biological process: nuclear-transcribed mRNA catabolic process, nonsense-mediated decay; deadenylation-dependent decapping of nuclear-transcribed mRNA. The transcript is spliced from 6 exons. Gene Ontology annotation, cellular component: cytoplasm; P-body. Bases 189 to 1556 code for a protein of 455 amino acids.